Messenger RNA from Hyalella azteca, 1094 nucleotides. RefSeq names its product C-type lectin domain family 10 member A-like. The record is from RefSeq and is a predicted model, not a curated record. The coding region runs from base 140 to 1054 and encodes 304 amino acids. NCBI's taxonomy places the organism in Eukaryota, Metazoa, Arthropoda, Malacostraca, Amphipoda, Hyalellidae. The transcript is spliced from 7 exons.
GGACCAACCCACUGCAUACUUGGUGGUAUUUCUCCUGAACAUACUUUUCCUUCGAGAGCCCUAAUAAACUUGUUUUUUUCGUUGUAUUUAAAUUUAUAAAACGUUUGAUUUAGAGUUAUACUACCCUAGGACCACCCGGAUGUUUCCGUCGACGAUCAUCUGCUUGCUACUGCUCAUCAUCGGCGCUGUCGCAGCCAACUGUCCUGAAGGCUAUGAGGUCGUCGGGUCCAAGUGCAUCCUCCGUUACACGGGUGGAUAUCUGACGUACGACGAAGCGGCCACUUACUGCACCCAGCACUUCGGCAGGCUGCCGGUGCUUAAAGACUGCGCUUCCUUCCUUGAUGUCACCUCCUAUGUAAACGAUGGAUACACAAGUGAUUUCAACAACAGCUACUGGUUAGGCGCGACCAAUGGAACGCUCACCAAUGUUUGGCAGUGGAGUGACGGAGCGGCCGUGCAAAUGGGUGCUCCGUACUGGGCCAGGCUCCCUCCUCAGAAUGCUGAAGAGAAUUUGGAAACUGAACCUUCGGGUGGAACGAGGCAGAACUGUGCUUUUGUAGCAGAUGACACGGACUGGUUAUUCCGAGACAUCGAAUGUACAGCCUCUUUUAAUCCACUGUGCUCAAGACCUUCAGUAAAUGGUCUCUGUGUGCAUCCUUUUGUUUUGGUUGGCACUCAAUGUGUUCACAUAUCUACGAUCAUAUACCCCUGGCACGAGGCUCGUAACCAGUGUGGACUGGUCGGUGGUGAUCUGAUUGUUUUCGACGACUGCGAUCAGUACCACAAGGUUGCCCUCUACCUCAAUGAACAAGAACACAAUGCCUAUUGGAUCGGGGGCUCGGAUGAGGCCGAGGAAGGGCAAUGGCGCUGGGUUGACGGUUCGCCGAUGACCAUGGGACUGCCUUACUGGGCACAGGCUGUAUUUGGGGAGGUAGAACCCGACAAUCCUGGCAAGCAGAACUGCCUGGAGCUGAAUUGCGCGUGGAUGUACCGCUUCAGCAGCGCGUGGUGCAGUGAUGCCAGACGGGUGAUCUGUGAGGCAGACCCCAUCUAGAGGAGUGCUCUUCACGCCCCAUCUAGAGGAGUGCUGUUCA